Molecule: messenger RNA, 1692 nt
Organism: Mobula hypostoma (lesser devil ray)
Lineage: Eukaryota; Metazoa; Chordata; Chondrichthyes; Myliobatiformes; Myliobatidae
Product: NHL repeat-containing protein 3-like
Exons: 8
Coding region: 1-1191 (396 amino acids)
Biological process (GO): protein polyubiquitination; proteasome-mediated ubiquitin-dependent protein catabolic process
Molecular function (GO): protein binding; ubiquitin protein ligase activity
Source: RefSeq, a predicted model, not a curated record
AUGUCGGUAAGCGGCCGGGUGCGGACAGAAAACAGGUGCCUCGGUUCAGCCAGCGGCUUUGUUCACGUGGAAAGGCCGCCUUACAUGGGUGGCGGUAGUGAAAGGAUGAAGGCGGGACGAAGUAGGACCGUCUCUAAAAGAUUAUUUCGUUUAGUUUAUGUGAACCGAAAUAGGCUUGUUGUUGGGGUCGUGAUGUUGCUUGUAUUGUUUUUCCUGUGCACGUUAUCUACUCGGUCUGCUAACACUGCAUCUGCUGGAUAUUCCACGGGCUCCGCUAGAAUUUCUGAGAAAAGUCUGUACAGACUGGAUAUUGGAUGGCCUAGGUUUCCAGAAGUUUUCACAGGUCAAGUGUUUGCUGUUGCAGUUGACCCAGUGUCUGAUGUUGUUUACGUAGCACAGAGAGGGGAAUCUGUACCAAAAAUGUUAAUGUUUACAGAAGGAGGAUUCUUCCUCCGAGCAUGGAACACCACAACAAUUGAAAUGCCUCAUGGGAUAUUUGCAGCUAAGACCUCUCCUGCCACAUCUUUGUGGGUGACAGAUGUUGGAAAUGGAAAGUAUGGGCACACCAUCAAACAGUACAGCCAAUCUGGAAAGCUUCUUCAAACUCUGGGGACACCUGGGCAUCCAGGCUCAUUCUUGGAUCCAUUGCAGUUCGAUCAACCAGCAGAAGUGUAUGUUUCCAGUAAGGGGGAAAUGUAUAUUGUGGAUGGUGAUGGAGGCUUAAACAACAGACUAAUCAAACUGGAGCUAGGUUUUGGUGUCGCUUGGAUGAAAGGAGAAAAGGGAGAUGAGCCUUCCCAGUUUUACAUUCCACACAGUGUAACUGAAGAUAAUGUAGGGAGGAUUUGGGUAGCUGACAGAGGCAACAUGCGUUUACAAGCAUUUGAUGCAGAGACAGGUCAGUGGAUCGGAGCUUGGUCCAGUUGCUUCACAGACGAUGGUCCCUCCUCUGUAAGAUUGACGUAUGACAACAAGUUCUUCGUUGUGACCCAGUUGAAAAUCAACAGAGUGCUGUUUCUAUCUGUUCCAUCAGUAGGUGACAUUGGGGUGUGUUACAUAGCUGAUACAAUCCAAUUAGCUGAUGAUGUAAAGCCCCAUCUUGUGGAUGUUAGUCGUAAAACUGGUGCUAUUUAUAUUGCAGAAAUUGGUGCACAGCAAGCACAGAAAUUUGUACCUAAUACUAGAAAAUAAUUCUUAAGCUUUCCAAUGCUGUUAUACUGGCACUUUCACACUGGUGGUUUGAAAUGUACAUCAGAUUUAAAGUGGUGCUGUCAUGGGUGAGAUGGUAUGAUGUGAACCCCGAGCAGACUAUUGCAAAGCCAUCUACGAUACAGUCCAAUAACCUUUCUUGUAUAAUUUUUCAUUUGCAUUAGAUGUGAUUUAAAACCAGACUUUUAAAGUUCUCCAACUGAGAAUGAAACCAAUAAGAUCCCAGGUUCAAUUCUUGACUUGAAUUGAGUUUAUUAAUCUUGUGGUUACAUUAAGAACAAUAUUAAUACACUCCAUUACUUCUGCCUCAAGUCCCAGGGGAAAAAAAGCUUGUGGUUCCUUUUGGAGGUGAAUGACAGUAGAUUUUGAGCAAAGAAAUUAAGAGCCUUUUAUAACAAUCUGCUGAGACCCGCUAACACACGGUUUAUGUGUUUAUAAUUGACUUCUUGAGUGAAAUCCACUUGUGGAGCUAUAUGCCAAAAA